Adineta ricciae is the source of this 1863-nucleotide messenger RNA. The record is from the annotation of a GenBank genome assembly. Lineage: Eukaryota; Metazoa; Rotifera; Eurotatoria; Adinetida; Adinetidae.
AUGUCCUUCGUUAACCUUCUCUAUAUUUUCUUUCUUGUGAAUAUCACCUAUGAUUUAUUAGAUGCCGUGUCUGGUAUUCAAAAUCGGAAUGUUAUUGAAUUCGGUACUUUGAUUCUCGACACUAUUGGCAAUCCUCUGGCAUACAAUGGUUACGGAUGCUGGUGUGGCAAAGGUAAACGUGGUAAUUUGGUUGUCGAUGCAACAGAUCGUUGCUGCCAAGUACAUGAUAACUGUUAUGGAAGUGCGGAAGCCGCCGUCGAGAAGUGCAGGCCAUUAUUAAAAGCUUACAAAUAUAAAAAGAUGUCGAAUGGAACUAUUCAAUGCAUCGACCCGGAAGGAACAUGUGCUUAUAGAACUUGCCAAUGCGAUAAUGCCGCUGUCGAAUGUUUCCUUCGUCAACGAAAGGCAAGUUACAAUUCAGAUUUUGACAAUUGGAAAGGCUUAUGCAGUGAAACAUCGAUUAAACUAGAAGAUGAUCCUCAAAGAUGCCCACCUGUUUGGAAUACGACGAUGAAAUACUUGCGUGGUAGCUUAGUGAGUGCUCAUGGAAUAAAAUAUCAAGCUCUCCAAACGAACAAGCCAGGAGAAAGUCCGACGAAGAAACUGCCCAGCUUGAAUUUACCAGGAAAAAAUGAUGUCUGUCUAUUACCUGGUAUUCAACCUGAAGCAGUUCGAACAUGUUCUGAUCUCCUCGAAAAGAAUCACGAAGUUCAUCAUCUGUUUUUCAAUAUUCCAGGCGGUUUUCACAAUCAUACUGCGCAUCAUCUUCUAGCUGCUUUAGGAUUCGGUGCUUCUUCUCAAACGUUGAAACACAUCUUUGAACAACAUACAAAAAUUCAACAGCCUUUAGCUGCACUUGAUCAAAGAGAUAACUUCGAUCCCGAAAAAUGCUUAGGUGACGAUAAGUAUUAUCAUGAUUAUUUGGAAUUCUUUAAAAAUGAAUUAAUCAGUGAAAAGUAUCAAGGAAAGAUGGAAGCUCUAAUCGAAGAUUAUACAUUUAACAAAGGAUAUCUUGGUCUUAUUUUGGCUGGCGCUUAUCAUCCAUUCAUUCAUCUUGGAUAUGCUCUUGAGUUUCAAUCGAAAGGAAUGGCCAUUGAAGGUCUAGCUAUGGCAGCGGUUGAUCGAAUCAAUGUUAAAGAUGUUGUCGAUCGUUUAGAUUCGAAUUUUAGUGGAGAUGGUGAUAAAACAGCUUUGGAAAUUAUUGAACUGAUCAGAAAUGAUCAUCGAUUUGAUGAUAUGAUCGUUUACACCGAUGCUCGACCGAAAACGCCCGUACUUCUACAAAGAGGUGGUGGUCCGUUAAUUGCAGAAUAUGCACGAAUGUGGAAACCAGACUUGAAUGACGCUAGACGAACGAGUAUUCUAGCAAAUGUAGCUGCUAUACGACCAAACAAACCACCUCGUCUGGAUUUUUUUCUCAUGCAUGCAACUACAAGUGGUCUCUUCUUGGAUAUUAUCGUUCAUUCACUUCAAAGCAAACAAAAUCAGUUGAAAUUGAUGAAAGCAAAGUUCGCAACUGACCUUUUAUACUACGUUGCACGUGGCCGACCAAAGCUCAAUGUUGAUUAUUUAUGCAAUGAAUAUCAAGUAUCAAACGAGCAUCUGUAUUCCGAUGCAAUAAAUCCAUGGCUGCCUCUGAUCGAGAAAUGCUUAACACAUCCCGAUGAACAUGUGCUGAAGACAAUCAGAGCACUGAUGUAUGCAGAGAAAUUCGACACUGCACAUGAUACACUGCCUUAUUUGAAAAUUGCACAAAUGGUAAUGGAUGCAUUGUUCCCAGUUGAGAGUGCGGAUUGGGUUCAAGAAGGAAUUGGAUGGGAUGAAUAUUGGUGCACAGUCGAAGAUUUAAUUAGUUCUUCUUGA